CCUGUCGCAUUAAUACACCGCUUGCUUAUUUUUAAAGUUUAACUGAAUUAAAACACCCUUCCAGCAAAUGAAGCGCUGGCAUGGUCCUAUUAGGGGCGAACUACUACCCCGCGCCCUGACCCUUGCCCCGAAAGCGACCUGCAAGAGGCAUGGACUCUGUUGGAUAAUGCUGUGGCCAGGAUGAUUGCUACUCUUCCUGAGAGCAUUCCUGCGCCUGACGUUACCUUCGGUAGCUACACUCUGCAGAACAGCAGCCUCUCCAUUCCGAGCCUUAUGCCCGUGAACAUGACCGCGGUGGACGCUGUGUGUGGAGCUGACGAGAGGCAUUUUCCAUUCGUCAUAGGAGUCGGGGUGGAUGCCACAAUGACCGGAAAUUACCAGUACUACUUCACGGGCGACAAUGUCACAACGGCCGAACAUCGUGGAGGAAUGGAGGUCACUUAUAAAGCCGUCUCCUUCAAAGGAAAACUCAUCCAACAUUUGGGCCACGCAAGCGGAAGUAGCAGUGACGGCAAUACUUCCAUCUCGCAGCUAGUAGUGUGGAAUACCAGUGUGACCUUGAAUCCGCAUCCUUUGUUCGGGGGCCUACGGACAAAGCCGGUCGGCCCUCAGUUGCGCGGAGUGCCCUACUGGGACAUGAUCGAAUCCACUAACGAUGGCAUCGCACCCAUUUUCUAUAAACCUCCGCAAACACAUUUGCUGCGCGCCCUAGAGGAAGCACUUGGACACGACUAGUCGCAACGUUGACGAUGUCUGCAAAGAAACUAUUCGGAGCCUGUCUUUCCGACAGACUUCCACCAUUCUCAGUUUCAAAUGAACUAAAACGCGCAGUAACGCCCCGUAAGGCUAUUUUCUAUUCAGUCUUAGGAACAAUAUAAUACAAAUGAAUAAGGCACUCGAAAGAAGGCAGACAGUGCUGUCUCUCUGAGAAGACCUUACUUAGCGACUUAAUUUUCAACACGUGUGUGAGUAGAUGACUGAGUGAUUGAAACAACUUUAUUCAGUCCACAAUACACACGAGUAAACUCAACGUCACCUAGCUAGGCCCACUCAGGUACCAUCAGGUCAAACAUGACGGCCCUCUUGUGGGCCCUCUUGACUGCCAGGAUUUGAGAGGUCUGGUCCUGGGCCUUAAUAAGCUUCACCAUUUCCUCUUGGAUGAAAGAAGCGCUGCCCACCAGGACAUGCUCGAAGUCCGCGUAACCACCACAAAGGUGGUGUCCGGGCUUGGGAACCGUUCGGGGUACAUUCUGUGCAGUGCCGCAGAACUCGGGUAGGUGCUUGUUUGUACACGUCUGAGAGUGACUACAUGGGCCCUGUACAGGAAGGAGUGUGGCAGAGGCAGGAGUCUUCUUGAGAGAUAAUUAUGCUUGCAGAUCUUGUAAGAGCCGAGAGGCUGGGGUCGCCAAGGAGAGGACGCGUUACCCGGCGCACGGUCAGUCAAACCUAGUGCAGCCGAGUGCGCCUCCUCGUUGGGGUUGAGCAAGGCACCCUAAAUGGUUCAAAAGUGCACAGGAAACCAGGCCAAUGAUUGAUGUUUGAGGUCUGUGGCAUUUUCGAUGUGUUUCGUUUUUGUACCGACGAACAGUUUUCUUUUUCAUUUUUUCAUUUUCACCAUUUCAACCUGAUUGCGCAUAUAUUUCCAAUCUUCACCAGUAUACUUUCAGUUGCGUGUACAGAGCUUGCGUCUGCGAUCCUUCAAGUGCCUUGUUCAUUUGCACUGCUAUCCCAUUUACAAUCAACCUCAGUCAACCACUCCCGUUUGUCGCAAUACUGUGUUUUAUAUUAUAUAUUGAGUGAAACAAGUGGAUGGCGUUACGAAACAAAACAUAUUUUGUAUGUGUUAUGCGUUUCUUCUGAAAUGACAUAGCCAAAGUGCGGAACAUUUUUCGAUAAUAAAGAGGUAUAGCUUUAUGAGACCGGAUAAUGACUUCUUCAACAGGUCUUGACGUUCUCAAAGUCAUUUGGUGAAAUAUUUGCCAUUUGUCAUGAACGUCUGUUUCCGACAGUUCCAACAUGUUUGGUAAAUAAAAUACUUGUCUAAAUUAACAAAGUAAAGUCGCACUGAAACCCUACAAGUGAUGACCAUGAAAUAAAUUUGUUGAACGCUUCA
Molecule: messenger RNA, 2113 nt
Organism: Dermacentor silvarum
Lineage: Eukaryota; Metazoa; Arthropoda; Arachnida; Ixodida; Ixodidae
Exons: 2
Coding region: 181-735 (184 amino acids)
Source: RefSeq, a predicted model, not a curated record